ACGAAGAAGAAGAAGAAGAAGAAGAAGAAGAAGCAGCAGCAGCAGCAGCAGACGCGCUGCACGCCAGUGGUGCUACUUGCUGCAACAAGCUUCUGUACAUAACUCUGUAGUUUGGGGUCGCUUUGACGAUUUCUUUUCGUCCAGCCUCGCGUUGCAUUUAAAUGGCUGGAGCUUCACGGACUCUGCAUGCUGUCGGCGGCUUCAAAGAAACCAAGCCCGAAUUAAACAUGCGAAAUGACUAUCGUAUUGAUUUUUAAAGAUGACGUUAGCAUGAGCUUUACGUGGCUUUAUAAUGAUAGUUAGCGGAGAAGCUAGCUAACGUUAGUUAGUUUGGCUAACGUCGAGUAUCAACUAAGUUAAUGGCGCUAAACAGCUAAUGUGAGCGACAUUUAUUAUGAUUUGCUUGUAGUGAAUCAACCUAGAGUAGUUAGUCAGCAGCAUACGCUUUAGUUGUAUCUGCGGUAUGGUUCAUCUGGUGGUUUGAUGGGGCUUUUAAGGAUCAUGAUGCCGCCCAAGUUCCAGCUUUUGGCUGUUUUGGCAUUUGGAGUCACGAUGCUCUUUAUUGAGAACCAGAUCCAGAAACUGGAGGAGUCAAGAGCCAAACUCGGUAAAUACCAAAACAAAGAACGGACCAUUGCCAGACACGAGGUGGCUGAAGUAGAGCAGCGUCACAGUGAAGAUGCUGGGCGCGAAUUGUCACCACUGGCAGAAAAAGAUGACAUGGUCAUCAUCUACAACCGAGUGCCCAAGACGGCCAGCACAUCCUUCACUAACAUUGCCUACGACCUGUGUGGGAAGAAUCGCUUCCAUGUCCUGCACAUCAACACAACCAAAAACAAUCCUGUCAUGUCUUUACAAGACCAGGUGCGCUUUGUCAGGAAUGUCACCUCAUGGAGAGAGAUGAAGCCAGGCUUCUACCACGGCCAUGUAGCUUAUCUGGACUUCUCAAAAUAUGGAGCGAAGGGUAAGCCGAUGUACAUAAAUGUGGUGAGGGACCCCAUAGAGCGCCUGGUGUCAUACUACUACUUCUUACGUUUUGGAGACAACUACAGACCUGGUCUUCGACGAAGGAAACAAGGGGACAAAAAGACCUUUGAUGAGUGUGUGUCGUCAGGGGGGUCUGACUGUGCUCCUGAGAAACUCUGGCUGCAGAUCCCCUUCUUCUGUGGCCACCAUUUGGAGUGCUGGAAUGCAGGCAGUAGAUGGGCCCUGGAACAGGCCAAGUACAACCUGGUGAAUGAGUACCUGCUAGUUGGAGUAACUGAGGAGCUGGAGGACUUCAUCAUGAUCCUGGAGGCAGCACUGCCACGCUUCUUUAAGGGAGCCACAGAGCUCUACAGAACAGGAAAGAAGUCCCAUCUGCGAAAGACCACCGAAAAGAAGCCCCCCACCAAAGAGACAAUAGCCAAGCUGCAGCAGUCUGACAUCUGGAAAAUCGAAAAUGAGUUUUAUGAGUUUGCACUGGAACAGUUUCAGUUUGUGCGUGCCCAUGCUGUCAGGGAAAAGGAUGGAGAACUUUAUGUCCUGGCUCAGAGCUUCUUCUAUGAAAAGAUCUACCCCAAAGUGAACUAAAAGUGUAGCCAGAGGAGAGGGACAGGCACAGGGACUUUGCAAGGACUCUAUUAGAAGUCAUUUACACUGGGAGGAAAAGACACGAGUUCACCAAGUGAUGCUGGUGAAUGCUCGAAUGCUUUUUCUGGGAUUCAGAUUUUGACAGUGUUACAGUACAGAAAAUCCCUUUCAGGCGCUACAGUGGAAUUUCAACAAGGAAUGUGUGUGAAUGUUUUUUUUAUUGCUGGUGCAGCUGUUGAGAAAACUUAACAUGGAUAAACAGUCAGUCUGAACGGUGAGAAAGAAUUCAAGCCCAGAGCAGGGCGAAAUACUUACUGAAUGUGAUACAUCUCAAAACCCAAUCACAAGCAGCCUUUGAUAUGUGAAGUUCUGUGUUUGCUUUUUUUUUUUUUUUUUUUGGGGCGGCUCAAGAUAAAAGCAGCAAACCUCAACUAGUUUAACAAGUUUAAAACCAUAUUAAAGUGUUUUUCUGUCCCCUGACAGACACACUGUGUUUUAGGUGCACAAAUACUUGUUUACAAGUUACGGAAGAUAAAACUGUUAAAACCACAAAAAUCGGAGCUGCAUUUGUACAUACUGUAUUAACACGCAGUGAACAUGUUUUUGGACCAAAUGGUAGCAAAAGAUAUGUAGAUUGGACCAUUGCAUCCUUUGGUGCGUGACUAGUAAUUUUUUAUCCCACUGAGAUGUUCUCAAUUUUUAGACAUGUUUAACACAUCGUAUCAGUGUUUUACCACAGAGAUAGGGAUGUGCAUCUUUGAUAUAACUGAUAGCUGCUGUUUCAGCCGGUGAAAGGACCACACGUGGAGCAGGAGCAGGGUAUUCAUCAAAAAUGAAUAGAAUGUUUUGAGUACAGGGUUUACCAGAGCUUUCAGCAGAAAGAGACGGGGCCAGUGGUCAAACUGGUUGUGCCUUUAUUACAAUGUUUAGGACAUUUUUCUGGCAUUCAUUUUCCAGUGAUGAUGUUUUCCCUUUUUUGUGUGUAUUCUUAUGAACUGCAGUUCCUGUUUCUCUUCUGUUUCACACUUACCCCAUUAACAACCUAAACAUAAAUACAUAACUGCAAA
Molecule: messenger RNA, 2639 nt
Organism: Siniperca chuatsi (mandarin fish)
Lineage: Eukaryota; Metazoa; Chordata; Actinopteri; Centrarchiformes; Sinipercidae
Gene: hs2st1b
Product: heparan sulfate 2-O-sulfotransferase 1b
Exons: 7
Coding region: 484-1572 (362 amino acids)
Cellular component (GO): membrane
Molecular function (GO): heparan sulfate 2-sulfotransferase activity
Source: RefSeq, a predicted model, not a curated record